AUGAAGGAACCAACAUCACAGGAGCAACUUCGCCACAGUUACGUAGAUAAAGUCCCCUUCCUAAAAAAUGUAGAAAGUCCACACAGAUUGAACAUAAAAGACCAAGUGGAGAAAUACGAGAGGAAGGAAAAAAAAUUAAAAAGAGAAAUGUAUAAAUUUAUAAGUAGUAUAAAAAAUGGACAUAAACAAAGACAUCACGUGAAUUAUAAUCUUGGCGUUCUAUGCAGGACGUCUUUACCUUAUGUGAAUAUAUCCUCCCUGAGCACUCAUGAUGGAGGUACCAUAAAUGGACAUGCACAUAAACUGCAAACAGGGUGUAGCAGUCCCAAGGAGAGGAACCAUAAGAAGAAAACAUCCCCUUGUAGGAAUUACGAAAAUGAGGGAGAUUUCAAGAAGCAUAAUUUCUUAUGGAAUCGAGAUGGGUACCACGAAAGGGGAUAUCAGAAUUACCUUCACGCACUUCUCAAAAGAAAGGAUUUCCACUCUUCAUCCAUUUUUGGUGAAUACAGUCAUAGACGACGGGAACCCGAUUUGGGAAUGUUACAGUCAGAAGGUCUUUCACAUUUGGGGGGAAAGAAGUUGUAUCGGGAGGUGCACCAAAAUGGUUACAAGGGUAAAGUAGGUUCACCUUGGGGGGAUCAAGGUGAGGAAUUCCCCACCUGUGGGCUUACCCCCUCUGGACUCACUUCCCCACGGAAGAGCAUGAAGAUGGACGUGAACAAACGGGCUAUACACGAGCAGAAUGGAAGAGGUCACCAGAGAAGUAGCAGCAACUGCUCGAGCGAGUCCACAAAAAUCAUCGACCAGUUUGUGAAAAGCAUCGAAGGGAAUCAGUCAGGUGGAAAGGAAAAAGUAAAUUUUGGCGCAGUCCUUCCAGAGAGUAACCCCUUACACGGAAUGAACACGCAAAAUUUGAGCAUCCCUGACGGGUACACAAGUACAACGAGGAAGAGUAAAACCCACGCCGCUGAUCAGGACGCCUUAACGGUGCUGUCAGAAUACAGACAGAUGGUGAUGGACAAUAAAAAAAUGUUAACCUUGCUACAAAGAGUAAUGUACCAGGUUGAAGUGACCAACAGGAGUAGCCAAAUAAAUAAAAAAAUUGAAAAAGUUAUAAGUACGUACUUGAGGAAAGUCGAAAGGAUGAUGAGAAAAUAUAGGGAAGCGAUAAAAUGUGAUGAUUUUAAUAAAAGUAGAAAACUGUAUCGCUAUUUUAGGGCAAUCGAAAUGGUUAUGCUAAGGUGUGUAUUGAACUACGUCAUCGAUCUUAUGCAUCACGUAAAAUACGAGUGCAAGGAUCUCCGACGGGAAAUCGAGCGAGAAAUUUGCGAGGUGCAGCUGGCAAUUUGGCAAACCCUCCGCCGGUCGCCCCCCGUAAUGAGGCAGUCCGCCUGA
Messenger RNA from Plasmodium coatneyi, 1395 nucleotides. RefSeq lists its product as uncharacterized. NCBI's taxonomy places the organism in Eukaryota, Apicomplexa, Aconoidasida, Haemosporida, Plasmodiidae. The record is from RefSeq and is a predicted model, not a curated record. The coding region runs from base 1 to 1395 and encodes 464 amino acids. The transcript has a single exon.